Molecule: messenger RNA, 603 nt
Organism: Phytophthora sojae
Lineage: Eukaryota; Oomycota; Peronosporomycetes; Peronosporales; Peronosporaceae
Exons: 1
Coding region: 1-603 (200 amino acids)
Molecular function (GO): NAD(P)H dehydrogenase (quinone) activity; FMN binding
Source: RefSeq, a predicted model, not a curated record
AUGACCAACGUCGCCAUCAUCUACUACUCGACGUACGGCCACAUCGCCACGAUGGCCGAGUCCGUCAAGGAGGGCGUCGAGUCCGUGGAGGGCGUCACGGCCGAGAUCUACCAGGUGCAGGAGACGCUGUCCGAGGAGAUCCUGGGCAAGAUGCACGCCCCGCCCAAGAAGGACUACCCCGUGGCCACGCCCGACGUCCUCAAGAACGCGGACGGCGUGCUGCUAGGCAUCCCCACGCGCUUCGGCUCCAUGCCGGCCCAGGUUAAGGCGCUGUUCGACGCGUGCGGCGGCCUCUGGGCCGCUGGCGCGCUGGUGGGCAAGCCCGUGGGCAUCUUCUUCAGCACGGGCACCCAGGGCGGAGGCCAGGAGACCACGGCCUUCACGUCGGUGACGUUCCUCACCCACCAGGGCAUGACCUUCGUGCCGCUGGGCUACCGCAGCCCGCUGCUCUUCAACAUGGAGGAGAUCCACGGCGGCAGCCCCUGGGGCGCGGGCACGCUCGCGGGCGCCGACGGCUCCCGCCAGCCGAGCAAGCUCGAGUUGGAUGUCGCCAAGGUACAGGGCGAGUCCUUCGCCGGUGUGGCCAAGAAGCUGUCGGCCUAA